Peronospora farinosa is the source of this 1434-nucleotide messenger RNA. The record is from the annotation of a GenBank genome assembly. NCBI's taxonomy places the organism in Eukaryota, Oomycota, Peronosporomycetes, Peronosporales, Peronosporaceae.
AUGAACAAUUUGAUAGGAUUGGACCUUCAUGGCAACCAAUCUAGUACUCCAUUUAUAAACUCUCACCUUUAUGAGUGCGAUGAGUGCGAGCAGAGUCCUGCUCAACUGAGUUGCGACGACUGCGAUCUAGUGUAUUGCGUCCAAUGUGACGCCCACAAACACCGCAAAGGAAAACUGCAAUUACAUCAGCGAGUGCUAAUAAAAAGAAAGAGAAUCGAAACCUUAGAACUUGAAGAAUCUGAGGAGGAAGCUGAAGAUUCCAUUGUCAAGUGGAAAAUCUGUGACGUGUGCGACUGGCUAGAAGCGCACGACUUGAAGUUGUUUGCGGUGGAGGCACAACGACAGAAACUCACUGGAGCAGAUCUACUAGCUCCUAAUGGAAUCGAUAAGAUCUUAGAUGCUGUGACGGAGGCUAGUCGUGGGCACAAAAAGAAGUUGCAGAGAGAAGUUCACAAGCUUCAAAAUUCGGUAAAAAGCUCACCUUUUGAGGACAAAAUGUUGCCAGAACCUGCACCUUCGCCACCAAUAGAUUCUGCUAAGAACUCGAUGCGGCAGCUUAAAUGUGAUUUACGUAAUGAUGUUAAGUCCGUGGUAAGUAAAGCACCUCGACGUCGUGCUCCGGGACUGAAUUUGGUGGGUAUCGGUCCAUUGAGGAUUGACGUGGAUGAAGAUGAUCGUUUAGCAACCAUAGCUCCAAAACAAAGCAGAGGUGGUAGACAAGUUUUACGUGGUCUAGAACUGGAUAUUGCACAGGUUAAUACGGAGGAGAAGACAGUAGCUGCAUCCUUUGAUUUCUCUGCAACUGGAAGACUGCAGACCCAAGGUUUUGAGAUUAAUACACGGGGUAUCGCUAAUGUGCCUUUCGCAAGACCACAGCAGGACCGAGCACAAGACAAACAGUCUGUAUCAGCUCCGGAUACACUUAGUACGAAAGACUACUUGCUGCUGCUCGAGGAACUUGGUCAUGGGGCUAGUGGAAAAGUGUACAAGGCACUGUACAUGCCAACAUUUAUAUUGGUUGCUGUAAAGGUCAUUCGCGUGUACGAUCAGAAAAAGCGUCAUCAAAUGGUGCGCGAACUCAAGUCACUAUACGUAAAUUUUGUACCGCUGAUAACUGCCACUUUCCCAUCAUCUCCCGCUGCGACAUCAUCAGGUACACAAGCAGCAUGCGCAGAACUUGUAGUCUUCUACGACGCGUACACAAAUCCUGAGGUUGGUUCCGUAUCAAUUGUUCUCGAGUACAUGGACGGAGGGUCUCUGGAAGAUUAUUUGCAGUCUUUUACCGAAAGCAAUGAAGAAAAAGCGAAAUACUUGUCCGAAAAAAAAUUGCAAAUGCCAAGUCAAGAUAUCAGACUUCGGUAUCUCUCGCGACCUCGAAAGCACUUUGGCCAAGGCGACGACGUUCACGGGCACGCUUUUGUACAUGGCACCUGA